CUUCUGGUGCAUAACACUCACGCUGUCACUCUACCAGUCCCUUCCCUUGUUUGUUACCCUUGUUCAUUCCAUACAACAACAAACACAUCAACAAAUACGGCUUCACACUACAAUACUACGGUGUACACACACCUUGUGAUCCGUCGCAAGUACACACCUUUCCAUACAAAUCACAUCACCUCACAGAGUCUAGCAAGAUCUAUGUCCACUAGAAGUAGUAGUAGAUAUAGAUCUAGUGUUACAAGAGCUGCGUCUACUACCACUCUAACUAGCCGAACUAGUACUUAAGUACUAAGAUCUUUUAUUACUCUAAUCAAGCCUAGAAGUCUAAUGGAGUUAAAAAUAAGUAAUUUAGCAGUGAUAGUAGAGCUAGUACAAAAUAAGAAGCUACUCAAAUGAUUGUUUGUAGGAAAAAAGUCACAGAAAAAAGUCACAAAUGUGUAUGUAUUUGCAUUGAAUUUGUUAAAAUUUUAAAAAAUUUAUCUUUCAGAAUCUGCAAAUCAACAUACGAUUAUUAAAUGCAAUGUAAAAUUUUUAAAUAUAUCAAAAACUGUGAAAUUUUUCUGCUAACCAUGCAAAAAAGGCUAUUGACAAUGCCAGGUCUACAUGGUUCCUAAAUGGCAGCAGACUUAGAACUGAGUGUAGGUGAUGUUUUUGAUGAUUUUGGAAGUUUAAAAUGGGCUGUGGAACUAUUUGAAAAAUCUCAAAAGUCCAAUUAUUGGAUUAGAGAUUGUCGUACUAUAGAAGCGGCGCAGAAAAAAGGGAUAAAACGUCCAAUGAAAGAGUCGCUGGUGUACUACAAUUUAACAUGGGCAUGUGUUAAGGGUGGUCGUAGUUAUGAUGAAAGUACACGCUCACCAAGAGGAGACUGUGGCUCUUACAUAAAAGUUGCAGUGAGCAAGGAUGGACAAAAUUUAGUGGUUAAAGAUAUCUGUACAGUCCACAACCAUGACACAUCUCAAGAAACCUUUGAACGGAUGCCAAAGCAAAAACGCCUCACAAGGGACCUUUGUUCAGAGUUACAAGAUUUUCAGAAAAUUAAGAAAGAAAUAGUAUUCAGUUCCUCAGUUGAAAAUAUAAUUCAAAGAAGUUUCAUUAAGAAAUCUCCUAAAGCUGUUAAAAUGAGAAAAUUAAAUUGUGGUGACUUUGAAAGCACAAAAAAGUUUCGCACACGCCCCAAAUCAUUUCAAGAUUUUAUUGAAAGUCUUAAAGAGAGUGAAGAUAUAUCUGUGGAGUACAUGUCAGACGACAAAGGCAACAUGAAAUGUUUGUUCUGGCAAGACUCUGUGAUGAGGACCAGAUUUGAUAUUUUUCCUGAAUUGCUCAUAGUGGGCUGUGUGAACAAUGUCAACAAGUUAAAAACAUCUCUCGUUUUCCUGGUGAUAAUCAACGGAAACGGAGAAAGUGAAAUAGUAGCGCUGUUUCUCACAGCUACGGAUGAUGUGGAGACAUUCACUUCCAUGAUGGACAUAUUCAGGAACCACAACCCUGGCUGGUUAAGGACUAGAACUGUGUUAGCUAGCUAUGAACUUAAACACAAGUGUGUUUUCAGAUCUUGUUUUCCAGAUGCCAGUUUGCAUAUGUGUAGAUCUCAAGUGCUGGACGAGAUGAAGAAAGAUUUAGCCUUAGAAAAAGUAAACAUUUCACCAGUUGAAAGGGUGGGAGUUCUGUCCAUCUUUGACAAAAUGGCCCAUGCGCAGAAUUUGUCUGCAUACGAUGAAGCCUAUGAUGAGCUCCAACACACUGGGUUAUCAAAAGUACUGAUUUAUUUUAAUAAAAAAUGGCAUCCAAUUCGUGAGGAGUGGGUCAGCGGAUUGAAAACUUCUGUUCAUUUUAACAAUGAGACGACAAGCUGUUUAGAUACUGUUUCUUUCAGAGUUAAAGAAAUGAUUAAAAAAUUCUCGCCCUUGCCCCAUUUUUGUCAAGAUCUUCAAAAAUUACUUCAAACAGUCAGAGAAGAAACUGACUCUCGCAUAAUUCAUGACAUUAAUAAUAGUUUAAGGAGUAGUUAUGAUCCUGGCUCUGUUGAGCAGCGGUUCUCAAACUUCUUAACACCCUAUGCAUUUGGCAAAAUAAUGAAACAACUACAUUGUAGUUUGGAUUUAAAAGUGGACACAGAUAUUUGUGAUGUUAAUAACCCUAUCAGUAUUAUAACUCCCACUGGAGAUAUAAUGGUUUCUGCAUCAUCCUGCUCAUGUCAGUAUUUCAGCACUAGUUGGCUUCCUUGUCAUCAUAUUUUUGCUUUUAGACGCAAAGUCGGGCUGGACCUUUUUUUCGAAGAUAUUGCUCAGCGAUGGCAACUAUCAACAUUAAAAUUAAUUCUACAAAACUGCAGGCCGCCGUUACAAUCAAACAGUCUGAAAACCGACAAAAACUUCAAAUCACAAAGUGUAGCUAAUCAGCCUGACCCAUCAAGUUUUCAUUACCGUAAAGCUCAGUCAUCGUAUUCACAAAAUCAUAUCAAUGGACAACAGUCUGAGAUGUCACAAGCACAGAAGUUUGAAUCCUUGUUGUUGUAUGCUCAAAGACUGGCCCAGCUUGGCAGUGAUGUCCCAAUGGGGAAGUUUGUCAAGAGAAGGGAAGUCUUGUCCCGACUGGUCGAGACGUGGGAGAGGGGGGAAGAUGAUGAUGAACCAUCGGCACCUAAUUCAUAUCUCUCAUCUCAAGGCCAGAUGGAAGAUCUGGGACUUCACAAUGUUGCGUCUACUUUGGCCAACCAGAUUCAACCAUUUCAAAUACAUGGACCAAAUUUGACCAAUGAAAAUCAAAUGAGCUCAUUCAUAGCGAAAGAUAGACCAUACCAUGUACCUUAUCAUCAGCAGGAUCAUUCUAAUCUCAACAUGGGAAUGAUGGAGCAUAUAUCUCCAUGGCCACAUGUCGUCUUGUAGCUCUGGAGCUACACCGUCACUCAUACCACCAAUCUAGUCCACAUUAUUUAUAACUGCUGCUGUAAAACAAUGUUACUAAUAAUUAUUUUAAAAUUUUAGCUAUGAAAUGUUAUAAAGAUUUUAUGUAAAGAUUAAACAACUUUUAAUCUUUAAUA
Physella acuta is the source of this 3043-nucleotide messenger RNA. RefSeq lists its product as uncharacterized. Gene Ontology annotation, molecular function: zinc ion binding. Lineage: Eukaryota; Metazoa; Mollusca; Gastropoda; Physidae. The record is from RefSeq and is a predicted model, not a curated record.